UAUAUGACGUCACGUGGCGAGCUGUAGCUAGCCAUCGAAGUGCAUGUGGAAAGAGUGUAAAAGGUUAGAGUGAACGCGUGACCAGCUGGGGAAGAUAGCUGCAGGGACAGACGGCAAACGAUGUCGGCCAAGACAAAGAAUAAAAAAGAGGAAGAAAAUGGGGCGGCCGACGAUAUCGCAGAGAUCGCGGAUAUGGAAAUUAACGAAGAGCCAUCAGUCAAGAAGCUCACGCACAAGGAGAAGAAGAAGCUGAAGAAGCAGCAGGAGUAUGAGAGGACAAUAGAGAUGCUAACGAAGACUGGUGGCCAAGGUCACAGCGAAUUGGAGUCUAACUUCACGGUCUCGCAGAGCCAGACGCAGCAGCGCGGCACUCAGCAGCUGGACAAUGCGGUGGACAUCAAGGUUGAGAAUUUCAGCAUAGCAGCUAAAGGCAAGGAACUCUUCACCAAUGCCAGUCUGCUCAUAGCACAAGGCAGACGUUAUGGUUUGGUUGGACCCAAUGGUCAUGGCAAAACUACUUUACUUCGCCAUAUAGCUAAACGAGCCUUCAAUAUUCCAUCCACUAUAGAUGUUCUAUAUUGCGAACAAGAAGUUAUAGCAGACGAUACUCCAGCUGUAGACGUUGUGCUCAAUGCUGAUGUAAAGUGUAAGGAACUCCAGGCUGAAUGUAAAAAGUUAGAAGAAUUGUCGGAACAGGGUGAUUCUACUGUGCAAAGUAGAUUACAAGAGGUUUAUGAAGAGCUGAAGGCCAUUGGAGCAGAUUCGGCAGAGCCACGGGCUAGAAGAAUUCUCGCCGGUUUAGGAUUUAGUCGUUCGAUGCAAAACCGUGCGACGAAGAACUUCUCCGGUGGCUGGCGAAUGCGCGUGUCACUCGCAAGGGCUCUCUUCUUGGAGCCGACGUUGUUGUUGCUGGACGAACCCACGAAUCACUUGGACUUGAACGCGGUGAUCUGGCUGGAUAACUAUCUGCAGGGCUGGAAGAAGACUCUGCUGAUCGUGUCGCACGACCAAAGCUUCCUGGAUAACGUGUGCACGGACGUGAUACAUUUAGAUCAGCAAAAACUUUUCUAUUAUAAGGGAAACUAUAGCAUGUUCAAAAAAAUGUACGAGCAGAAGAGGAAGGAGAUGAUAAAGGCGUACGAGAAGCAGGAGAAGCGACUGAAAGAUCUGAAGGCGAGCGGGCAGAGCAAAAAGCAGGCUGAGAAAAAGCAAAAGGAGGCGCUCACUAGGAAGCAAGAGAAGAACCGAACGAAGAUGCAGAAGCUGGAGGAGGAUACCGGGCCUACGGAAUUGUUGCAGAGACCAAGAGAAUAUAUAGUGAAGUUCAGCUUUCCAGAUCCGCCGCCACUUCAGCCUCCAAUCCUCGGUCUUCAAAAUGUAAGCUUCGCGUACGCAGGACAAAAACCACUAUUUAUCGAUGCAGAUUUUGGAAUAGAUCUGAAUUCUCGAAUAGCGAUAGUAGGACCCAAUGGGGUCGGCAAAUCCACGUUCUUAAAAUUACUGAUGGGCGAUCUGACAUCUCAGAAGGGUGAACUUUCGAAGAACCAUCGACUGAGGAUAGGCAGAUUCGAUCAGCAUUCUGGUGAACAUUUGACGGCCGAGGAAACUCCAGCAGAGUACCUGAUGCGCCUGUUCGAUCUGCCAUACGAGAAAGCGCGCAAACAGCUGGGCACGUUCGGCCUCAGUUCUCACGCGCAUACCAUCAAGAUGAAAGACUUGUCAGGUGGGCAAAAAGCGCGCGUAGCUCUCGCCGAGCUCUGUUUAAACGCGCCGGAUGUGGUAAUCCUGGAUGAACCGACCAACAACCUCGACAUCGAGUCCAUUGACGCGCUGGCUGACGCCAUCAACAACUACAAGGGUGGCGUCAUCAUUGUCUCGCACGACGAACGAUUGAUCCGAGACACGGAGUGCUGCCUCUACGUGAUUGAGAAUCAGCAGAUCAACGCGAUCGAUGGCGACUUUGACGACUACAGAAAGGAACUGCUCGAGAGCCUGGGCGAGGUCAUCAACAACCCGAGCAUAGCUGCAAAUGCUGCCGUUCUACAAUAAUCAUCGACCGAUUAGCAUCACCAUCUUUUAGUAGCCUGUGACGUAAAAAUAAUUGCCAGAUUGAAGCCUUCGGAGGGACACCUGGGUGUCCUACAACUGUCAGAGUCGAAUUUUGUAUUAUAAAUAUACCGAUUGUGAUCGGCUGUAAAAACAAAUAUUGCUAAGAAUAAAAUGGAAGGGAUGAUGAUGCUUUAUUUUGAUCACAAUUGACAAAUGUUGACGUUGCAUCAAUUCUUAUUUCAUUUAUAAAUAUGUAUAACAAAGUUCUACAUUGAAGCUAAUAGUAAAAAGAUUAUUCUUAAACAAAUUUGGAACUAAUAAAUCGACUUAAAUAAAGUAAAUAAAUUUAAAGGAA
Ooceraea biroi (clonal raider ant) is the source of this 2404-nucleotide messenger RNA. RefSeq names its product ATP-binding cassette sub-family F member 1. NCBI's taxonomy places the organism in Eukaryota, Metazoa, Arthropoda, Insecta, Hymenoptera, Formicidae. The record is from RefSeq and is a predicted model, not a curated record. Gene Ontology annotation, molecular function: ATP binding; ATP hydrolysis activity.